AUGGCCAACUCUGGCUACACGUCGCCGUUUCCAACGUCUCACGACACCAUCGGACAGUCCACGCUAGCAACACCCCUUUUCAUGCCUUCCUCCCCACCUCGCAACCAGUCCAGCCCAUCGCCCCCGAGCCCCAUCUCCGAGCGCUUCGAGCCGGAACAUGAAUCUGACGACCACAACGAUGAUCACGAGCACGACUUAGAUAAUGAGGAUGAGUUACAGCAUUACUCGCAUCAUUCAACUCUACGAAGUCCUACUGCAUCCGACUUAGAUGCGCGCCUCAAUCAAUAUACUUUGGACUUCAGCCAGUUCGGAGAUGGCGAAGACAUGCCGCUCCCUGAUCUAAACGACGAAGAUGAAAGGCUCUCUGAUGUGGGUGGCCCGGAAGACUUCACUGCAAACAUGGAGAAAUAUUUGAUGGGCGAAGGCAUGUCGAGUGCGCGGAAAGCUCGUAUCAACGAGGCUAGUGCAGACGGAUCUGCAUUGCGAUCUUCUGUGAGAUCAAAACAGCCAGCCGUCGAAGAAGAGCCGGAAUUAGCGGAAGAUAGCGAAUUCGGGCCACCGGUGGAUAUGUCUACUCCGUCGCAUAUGUUGCACAGGACAAGCACUCUCGCCAAAGAAUCGACUCACCUUGACGGUAUUGACGAGGUAGACUCUGACGAUGGACUCCCAAGCCCAAGGCCCCCAUCAUCUCGCAAGAUGUCGAAUGCCUCAAGAGACGAGGCGUUGGAACGAGAAGAGCGCCUGCAGGAACGCAUCGCACAACUUGAAGAAGAGGCACAGGACCGAGAUGACCAGCUUCUUAAGAAUCGGGGCCGUUUGUUGGAAGCAGCCUCGGCUGGAGAGCAAAUUCAGCAUCUGCAAGCAGAGCUCCAGCUCAAAAAUGAUCAGAUCCAAGAGCUGGGGGCUAAAGAAGCCGAGUCCGCAUUGCUUCGAGAGCGGGUUCUGUCACUCCAAAAACAGGCCGCUGAGCAUGAAAAGCUUCAGAAAGCGAUCCCGGGAUCCCCAGACUUUGGCUCGCUUCAACAAGAAAUCAGGGAAAUGCACAAACAACUUCAGAACAAAGAUUCGCAAAAUUCCUUGGAUACGGAGCGACUGGAGACAAUCGCCCAUCUACGGCAGCAACUCAGUCUCACCCAAGAGCAAUUGAAGCAACGCGACGCGACUUUGGAUGAGACACUUGCAAAACUGAGGGAGGUUACCCACGCCAAGGAAGUACAGCUUCGUGAGAAAAAUGCCGAGAUCGACCGCUUCAAGGCAGAUCUUGACGACCAGGCUCUUGAAAAUGAGAGGCUUGAAACCGAAUUAGAUCGCGCGAACGUCGAUUAUGAAGCUCUUGAGGAUCGCCUAACCAGCCUUGAGAUUAAGAACCAGCCUCUGGAAGAAAGAAAUCAAUCUCUUGAGGCUGAUCUCACUCGCGUCCAAUCUCAGGUGGAAGCACAAGAAACUGCUUUGAAAGCUGUGGCUGCGGACUUGCCCAUGAGUAGUCGCAGUACUUACAGUGAGAUACUUGACCUGAUCAAAGACCUUGGUCCUCCCGAAUCUGAACUCGAUCCUGCAUCUUCAGUACAGCACAAAUUCCCUGUUAACACAGAUGUCCAGAAUAUCGGUGACGAAAUUGUCAGAUUCCAACAAGAACUUCAGGACGCCACAGGGGCUCAGAAGGCCGCAGAAGUUGAAGCCAACCGCCUUCGAGAACAAGCAAUGGAAACGCAAGCUCUCAUCAAAACUAUCGAAUCUGAGAACCUCCGCCUUGCGACUCGCGUAGAAGAGCUGACUACGACUCUCAACAAGACCCAGCACGACCUAACUCGGACACAAGAAGAACAUGCCCAAUCUCUUGAAACCAUCGCUCGUCUACAAGAGGAGGCAAUUCGCCAGCCUCCCAGCCCACCUCCCUCUCCACCAAAGCCUGCUAUCAGCGAGCAACAAAGCGCUACCGACACGGCUGCCAUGGAAGAGUCCCACCAAGCGCAGAUCAAAAGCCUUCAGACGGCGCACUCAACCGCUAUUUCAACCCUCCGCUCAUCGCACGCCGAGUCCAUGCGCAAGAUCCGCAGCCUUCUCACAGCCGCCGAGGAACGUGAAGCUAAUCUUCGUGUCGAUCUCACUACCUUGCGUACCUCGGUAUCCAAUCAAGAAUCUCAGUUGCGCAAGUCCUUUAAAACAGAAGUCAAGCGUCUCGAAGCCCUCAUUGCGGCCAAGGAUGAAACUGCCGUUGCUGUUGACCAACGCAUUGCCAUGUCGGUUGACAAGCGAGAACGGGAGUGGGAGCGCCGUGUAGACCUCCUCCUAAAGGAGCGUGAUCGCAUGGGCAAAGCAUUGAUGAUGUACUGGGGUGAGAAAGAGAUGGGUCCCGGGCCUGGCGUUUUGGCUGAAGGGAAGGGAAACCGUCGUCGUGAUGGAGAUAAGGAGACGAAGCAGGGGCAGGCGUACCGGUAUAAGUACACGAAGAGCCGGUCCAAGAGUGGGGAGAGGAAGGCUUAG
This is a messenger RNA of Penicillium longicatenatum, 2484 nucleotides long. RefSeq names its product putative spindle pole body associated protein SnaD. The transcript has a single exon. The coding region runs from base 1 to 2484 and encodes 827 amino acids. Lineage: Eukaryota; Fungi; Ascomycota; Eurotiomycetes; Eurotiales; Aspergillaceae. The record is from RefSeq and is a predicted model, not a curated record.